UUGACAUCUGCAAUUCGUUAACAACAAGAGAAAUUACACAAUCUCCAAGCUCACCCGAACUAACCAAUUAUAUUGGCGAUUUCUUCGAGAAGAUCUUCGAUUCGAGCUUCAAUUUUCGUUUUCGCGCUUGGUUAGGAGGCUAAUUUGAUUGGAGAUUUCCUUUUUUCGUGCGCAAUGGAUUCAGCUACAUUAGCCGUGUCAUCGUCCGUCAUUGUGCGUUGUUCGUCGCUAAAAUCGUUUUCGAGUAGAAGGAUUCAAGCAGAGUUGUGUUUUGAAAGGAGAAAGUUCUCCAAGAUCUUUGCGGUCUAUCCUAAUGGCUCUGCUUCUAGGGGGGAUUCUUCAGGUGCAGAUGUUCAUAGACGAAGAAGUACUUCUGAAACUCUGUUUUGCUAUGAUAAGGCUAUCCCAGAGGAAAGAAUCGAGACGCCAGUUGGAAUAUCUCUGGCCGAGAAAAUGAUUGGAGAUAAUCCUCGAUGCACCGAAUGCCAUGCUAAAGGUGCUGUUCUUUGCACAACUUGCUCCGGUUCGGGUUUGUAUGUUGACUCAAUAUUGGAGAGCCAGGGAAUCAUUGUGAAAGUUCGUUGCCUGGGUUGUGGUGGAACUGGCAAUACCAUGUGUUCGGAAUGCGGUGGGCGUGGUCACCUGGGAUCUAAAUGAGUCGCAAAGACUCCUUUCCAAUGAAUUCUUCUUGAACUAUCCCCAGCUCUAAUAUUUGGACUUUGAUCAUGCAAUUAUGAGAUAUAUAUUAAUCUUGCAAUGUAGCAAAGAUCUAUAGUGUACAUUUUUCAUUUUAGGCAGUUUGUGGGAUAUCCUUAUCAAAGUUUGGCAAAAUUGUUCUUGAUUCAGUUCAAAUCAUUUCCAGUGUUCCCUUCCCACAGCUUUUGUACUUGUAAGUCGAAUGGACACGCCUUUUUUCGAACUAAAAGUUAUGGAAUGCAUGAAUUAUGAAGUCAGAAAUA
Messenger RNA from Cucurbita pepo subsp. pepo (vegetable marrow), 959 nucleotides. RefSeq lists its product as uncharacterized. NCBI's taxonomy places the organism in Eukaryota, Viridiplantae, Streptophyta, Magnoliopsida, Cucurbitales, Cucurbitaceae. The record is from RefSeq and is a predicted model, not a curated record.